AUGUCAAUCACCAGUGGCAGCAGGAAGAGGAAGAAAGCAGGGGAGCGCCCUCAGGGAACACAGGGUCAUGGUUGCCAGCAGCAAUGCCGGCAGGACCGUAGUGAGGCAGCUCUGAUUAAGCGCUUUAAAGGCGAUGGUGUCCGAUACAAGGCCAAACUCAUUGGAAUAGAUGAGGUCACAGCUGCACGGGGAGACAAACUCUGUCAGGAUUCAAUGAUGAAGCUGAAGGGAAUCGCAGCCUCAGCGCGCUCCAAAGGAGAACACAAGCAGAAAGUGUUUCUCACCGUCUCUUUUGGAGGGAUUAAGAUCUUUGAUGAGAAGACAGGGGUCCUUCAGCACCACCAUGCAGUUCAUGAAAUCUCGUACAUCGCCAAGGAUAUAACAGACCACCGGGCAUUUGGCUACGUCUGUGGGAAAGAGGGAAACCAUCGGUUUGUGGCGAUCAAAACCGCCCAGUCUGCUGAGCCGGUGAUCCUUGACCUCCGUGACCUUUUCCAGCUGAUUUAUGAGAUUAAACAGAGGGAGGAGAUUGAGAAAAAGGCACAGAAGGAUAAACAGUGUGAACAGGCUGUUUACCAGACUAUUCUUGAGGAGGAUGUGGAGGAUCCUGUGUACCAGUACAUUGUGUUUGAGGCGGGACAUGAACCCAUCCGUGACCAAUCAGAGGAGAGCAUUUAUCAGGUCCCCACCAGCCAACAAAAGGAGGGGGUGUAUGACGUCCCAAAGCGACAUCCUAAUGGUCAGAAAGACCAGUUCACUCUGCUGGAUCUUGAUGCUGACUUAUUGCUGGUCACUAAGAACAUCAACCAGUUAGAGCUUUUUGGAGACAUGUCCACCCCUCCAGAUAUUACCUCUCCCUCGACCCCGGCCUCCCCCGCCAACAGUCUGGAUCCCACGCUGGCCCAUCAGACCCCGUCUGAUCUGUUCUCCCCUUUCAGCCCCGCCUCUGUUCCCUCAGGUUAUGUAACUAUGGGAGCUGUCCCUCCAUCUCACUGGGCCCAGCAAUCCUUUGCAGCCCAGGCUCCACUGGCGUUUGGUGUCCAGUCUCCAGUGCCGGUGGCUCAGGUUCUGCCCGGCGGGCAGCCGGUCAUCUGGGGUCAGGCCAAUCUCUUCCCCGCCACGCAGCAGCAGUGGGCGGCCAUGGCUGGCGCCUUCCCGCCCACCGCCUUCAUGCCAGCCCAAACCGUAGGCCCUCUCCCCGCUGCCAUGUUCCAGACGCUGGCGCCUGUCGCCAUGCCGACAUCGUGCGAGACGCCAUCGAUGGCGGGGGCGACGGCGGGCACCUCGGCGUCCACGUCCUCGAGUCCGCAGCACGGGGACCGCUCGCGACAGAAGAUGAGUAAGGAAAUGUUUAAAGACUUCCAGAUAGCCAAGCCGCCAGUCAUGCCCAGCAGGAAGAGCGACCAGCCGAAUCUGGCCGGUACCACCGAUGCCUUCUCCAGCUACUUUAACCGCGUGGGCAUGGCCCAGGAGACGGACGACUGUGACGACUUUGAUAUCUCACAGAUGAAUCUGACACCAGUCACCUCCACCACACCCUCCACCAACUCACCGCCGACUCCAGCCCCACGGCAGAGCUCUCCGUCCAAGUCCUCGUCCCACGCCAGCGACCCGCCCACCGACGACUCGUUCGGGGAGGCGGAGGGCAGCCCCAGUCGGAGUGGGGAAGAGGACACUGCUGGAGGCUCUCAGUCUCCGUGUGUGAGUAAGCCUCAGGCAGACCCAGGCACUGAACAGGACAGCCCUCAGGGGAAGGACCCUCUCUACGCCCAGGUCAACAAAGGGAAGAAGUGA
Molecule: messenger RNA, 1794 nt
Organism: Chanos chanos (milkfish)
Lineage: Eukaryota; Metazoa; Chordata; Actinopteri; Gonorynchiformes; Chanidae
Gene: dab1a
Product: DAB adaptor protein 1a
Exons: 15
Coding region: 1-1794 (597 amino acids)
Biological process (GO): neuron migration
Cellular component (GO): intracellular membrane-bounded organelle; cytoplasm
Source: RefSeq, a predicted model, not a curated record